CCUUUCCCCAAUCCUAGGGAUUCCAUCUAGGGUUACCUAUUUCCCUCUACCACAAUCGCGCCGAUCCUUCGCCCCUCAUCCUCAUCCUCCUCCACAAUCCACACCACCACAGCGCGUCAGCCAUGGAUCCGGCGAAAGGCGUCAUGGUGAUGAGGAGUGUCCUGUGGCGUUUGAACCAACUCGCCGACGCCCCGGGGCCGAUGUGGGAAAGCAUCUAUUGUUCUAGGAAGGUGGCCUACGGAUGCGGGAGGCACGGCCAGAAGGUUGUGGAAGGCAUCACGCUUUUCCGGAGCCUCCCCGACCACCAGGAUGUCACCUCCUCGAUGACCAUCCGCCUGAGCGCCGAGGCCAUCGGAAUCGUCAAAGCGGAUCUCGGCCUCGGCUCCCGCAGCGCGCUCCAGCCCCAGGGCUUCGUCCAGGCCGCCAGCGAGGGCCUCCUCGUCCUCGCCGUCAACUUCAGCGUCCAUAACCCCAGCAAUCGCGGGUACUACCUCGUCUACGACUCCACCGACGCGUCGCUCUACAUGACCCCCUGCCUGCCGACUCGCCUCGUGUGCUCCUACACCCCGGCGCCCGUCCCCCGGCGCAUCGACGGCGGCGGAUCCGAGCCCCAGCUGGUCCUCCUGGCGCAUCCGUACCGGUCCUGUCACCCCGACGACGAGGACUUGCUCUGCCUGUGCACUCCGGCGGCGCGGUCGCCGGGCAUCACCGACCGGCUGUGGGAUAUAAAGGCGCUGUGCUUCCCUCAUCUUCAUCUUCCUGGCUCCUUCAACGUGCAGGUGACGUUCUCGUUCCAAGGCAAGGUCUUCUGGGCCGAUCUCUCGCGAGGCCUCGCGUACUGCGAACUGCGGGCUGCUACAAACUCCGCCGUGCAGUUUGACUUCAUCAACUUGCCCUAUGGGUAUGAGAUUCAUCUUGAUGACUUGCCUGAGGAUGGCUCGAUGGAGCCGCCCGAGAUGGACCGUACCAUUGGCUGCAUUGGGGGCUGCAUCAAAUUCAUCUGCAUUGACCGACCCCGGGGACGUUCUGGCAAUUGGAUGUUGAGGUUUUGGACUCUUGACCUGGGUCGCAAGAAGUGGCAAGCCGAGGAAGGUUUACUCUGGAAAGAGCUCUGGGAGCAAAUCGACUUCAUGGGCAGCGCAAGGUUGUGGGAUGUGGAGCCCCGGUACCCGGUGCUGAUGCCGGAUGAUACCCUCUGCCUCGUGCUGGAAGACAUGCGCCACAGGAGAGUGUGGUCUCCUGUGGACAGUGUGGAGGUUGAUCGCAUCUGCCGCUUUGACAUUUUCAGCAAGACCCCCGUGUGGCAUGGAAAAGUUGGCCACUACUCCAUAUGGCCUGUUAUGUUACCUGGCGAUUUCUUCACCAAGUGCUAUCCUCCUUCUGAUCCACGCAAGAGCCAGCUGCUAGGACGCAAGCGGAAGCUGCAAAGCAUCGUGGCAAGCGGAAGCUGCAAAGCAUCGUGAGGCAGACGCCGAGGUCGUUCAGUACUGCGUUCUCAUUGAGGAUGAAUUGAAGUCAAGGGGGGGCAUGCUGAAAGGUACCAAGCCAAGGGUUGUGCACCUUCUUCUACUGUAUCUGGUGCCAUCUGUAUUCUUUUGGAGAGGCUGCUUACUUGUUGGGGAUUAUGUUUCCAGUGCCAAAGCAUAGUUCGGGGCACUGAAACCCUGCUGCCAUCAGUGCUUAUGACUUUGUCCUUAAAUUUAUCGUAGCCUAUUUAUGCUUGUUUCUGAACCUCAUGUGGUUGUGAGACAUGACUUUACCUGCUUGAGUCCUGGUCUAUUGAAACCAUAUCUAUGUCUAUGUGCCUGGCCUGAUUAUUUUCUCA
This is a messenger RNA of Panicum virgatum (switchgrass), 1825 nucleotides long. RefSeq lists its product as uncharacterized. The transcript is spliced from 2 exons. Lineage: Eukaryota; Viridiplantae; Streptophyta; Magnoliopsida; Poales; Poaceae. The coding region runs from base 123 to 1463 and encodes 446 amino acids. The record is from RefSeq and is a predicted model, not a curated record.